AUUACUAUGUGUUUAAUUCAAUUUUUUAAUUUUAUUUCAAUCAAUAAUUGAAGUUAGAUAACUUGUUAUUUACAUUUUAACAAAAAAGUUUUUUAAUUUUUAAAAAAAAAUUAACUUCUACACUAACUUUAGUUUCUAUUUUCACCAAACUAACUUCUAACUAACUAAGUUAGAAAUUCUGGCGUUUUCAGAAAUUAACUUAUAUUUUAACUUAGUUAGGUUUUUUAUUAAAGUAACUUAACUUCAACUAGUUGAAAAAAAUGACUAACUCGCCCAGCUUUGCUAUAAUGCAUCAAAAAUAUACACUUUGCCAUCAGCAACCACCCACGAAGUUUGAAAUUGAAGCAUUAUUUCGAUAAGUUAUGCUAUACACAGAUACAAAAAAAAACACAUUAUUGUAAAAUUAAUACCUACAUUCAUAAUUUCGUUCAGAAUUUAAAAAAUCAUCAAUGGGUGACUUACAAUAAUUUUUUUUUAGUUUUGUUCCUAGUUUUUAGUUUAUACUCUUAUUAUGCCAAAAGUACAGAUUGUAUUAACUGUACAAAACAUAGGACAUAGGUAGUACUUACAUAUUUAAUUAAAUAUAAAUUUAAAACAUUUAAUUAUAACUUUAGAAACUAAAUAAGUUUUAUUUAUAAUUAGCACAAUGGCACCUCAUCGAUCCAAAACUAGUGAGGUUUGGAAUCAUUUUACAGAAAUCGAAUAUCAGAAGGCAAAGUGUGGAUAUUGCAGUAUUAUCCUCAGCACUGCAGGAGGAUCUUUAAGUAACCUUAAACGACAUAUGAAGUCAAAACAUUAUACGAUUCCAUUAAAUACAAAUCAAAGGAAUGCAACAGAAGGUUUGUGCAAUUGUGUUAAAAAAUAUAUUUUAUAAAGUAUUUUUGUAAUGAUAGAAAAACUAUAUUUUUUUAGAUAUUGUUGAUGACCCAAUUAUACCUGGAUCCGAAUUUACUCCAGGUCCAUCUACAUCGUCUGAAUCGACUCAAGGUCCAUCUACAUCAUCUGAAUUGACUCAAGGUCAAUCCAUAUUUGAUACUGCUAGACCAUCAGGAACAUCUCGUCGUCGCAUAAAUGGACAGUCCACAUUAUCUAGUUAUUUCAGCAACACAAAGCCACUAAAUGUCAAUCAUCAAAAAAGAGUAGAUCAACAACUGAUUAAAAUGAUUGUUAAAGGAUAUUAUCCAUUUGAUAUAGUAGAGGAUAAAGAGUUUCAAAACCUUUUGAAGAUGUUGAAUGGUGGUUAUAAGCUACCUUCAAGAAAAACCGUAUCUAACAGCAUGAUACCUAUGCUAUAUCAUCAGACACAUGAGAAAGUGCAAGCUUUCAUGACCAACUGUUUUGCGGUGUGUCUGACAACAGAUGGAUGGACGUCAAUUAAAAAUGAGAGUUUUAUGGGAGUUACUGCUCACUUUAUUGACGAAAAUGUAUCACUUCAGUCAGUAUGUCUUGGGUGUGAGAAAUUUGAUGAUAGGCAUACAUCUAAAAAUUUGGCUUUAUUUUUAAAAAAUACUAUUCAAAAGUGGAGUAUUCAGAACAAAGUAGCUGCAGUUGUAAGCGAUAAUGCUCCUAAUAUAGUAGGAGCCAUUAGAGAAUGCAAUUAUCGGCAUAUACCUUGUUUUGCCCAUUGUGUAAAUUUAGUUGUCCAACGAGGUCUCAAAGACAUUAAUAACAUUCAAAAAAAAGUCAAAUCCAUAGUGGAAUAUUUCAAACGAAGUUCACAUGCACAGUCUAAACUCCUGGCAAUGCAACAACAAAUGGGCUUGUCGCCAUUAAAAUUAAAACAAGACGUGGUUACAAGAUGGAACAGCACACAUGAUAUGUUUAAACGUAUAAUAGAAAUUAAAGAUGCUGUUGUUUCUACUUUAGCUAUUCUUCAAUGUGAUGUGGAACAAUUGACUGUGGCAGAAUGGCAAAUUGUUGAAUGUUCAGCAAAUAUUUUACAAAUAUUUGCAGAAGUCACAAAAGAAAUAAGCAGCGAACGAUAUGUUAGCAUGUCCAAAAUUCUUAUCUUCAUACAAGCAAUGAUUGACACAAUGGUUAGUUUUCAAAGUAAUACAGCAUUACCACAUGAAGCUUAUGAAUUGGUCAAUACAUUGUUGGGAGAAUUGCAGUCAAGAUUUUCAGGCUAUGAAGAAAAUGAAAUUGUUUCACAAGCAGCUCUUCUUGAUCCGAGGUUUAAGAAGAUGGCAUUUGACGGAUAUAGCCCAAGAAAAUUGGAACUAGCAAUUGAGCAGUUGAAGAAGAAAGUCUGUCAAGUGACUUUGCCUGGUACGGAUAAUCCAACUGCAUCAACCAGCUUUCUAAAUGCAUCUUCUUCUUCAUCAUCUUCAUUGAUAUGGAAAAGGUUUGAUCAACAAUAUGAAGCUAAUCAAACUGCAAUUAAUCCCACAGCAGCUGGGAUUAUCGAAUUGGAUAGGUAUUUACAGGAGCCACUUAUCAGCAGAUGUGAAGAUCCCUUAAAAUGGUGGAAUGAGCAUAAAUUAAUGUAUCCACGUUUGUAUGUAAUGGUAAGAAAACGGUUAUGUGUAACAGCUACCUCAGUUCCAUGCGAGAGACUGUUCAGCAAAGCAGGCAUGGUCAUAACCGAAAAAAGAUCAAGAAUGCUAGCCUCCAAGUCUUCACUAACACAGAUAUUCAGUAUUCACUUGUCUCAAAAUAAAUCCAUAGAACUAUUGCAGUCAACUUCCAACAGUGAAGUUAACAAAGCCUUUGUCUCAAAUGAUCCUAGUAAAGAUUUGUUUGAGUUUUUGAGUAACGCUAAUGAAGAUGAUUAUACAAUAAUGUCCAAUGACGAUGAUGACUGUUACGGACCUAUACUAUUAAAAACUGCUAAUUUUAAUGCUCAACAAGAGGAACAUUUUGAUUUGGUUCCCCAUGAUACGUCGACUGAAGAAAAUUCAGGGGCACCUUCGUUAUUAGAAGGUCCAUCAAGAAACAUAUUUUCUAACGCAAAUGAAUUUACACCCAGUGAAUCAUUUGGUGAAAUUAUUGGUAGGAGAAUUGUUGAUUUGUCCUACAUAUUUGCCCAAAUAAAAAAUGUUAAUCAUGAUAUUGGAUUGGGAUGUAGUUUCAUUGAUAUGGAUUUUGUGUCUGAAGACCGCAGAGGCUGUUAUUCAGAGUGCUGGUUUAUAUAUAAGAUGUGCAAUUUUAAAUCGAAGAUAUGUACAGUAAAAGAAUCGCCUAAAACCAAUUGGUCUAUAAAUAAAGACAUCGUUAAUAGUACAAUAGCAAUUGGAAUAGGAUACACACAAGUACAUGAAUUCUUGUCUGGCUUAGAAAUACCCUCAAUUUCGUCUAAUACGUACACACAUAUCGAGACCUUAUUAGGAGCUGAGAUAUCUAAUACUGCUUGGUCAGAAAUGGAAAAAGCUGGUCAAGAGGAAAAAAGAUUAGCUAUUGAGUCAGGCUGUGUAGAUUCUGAUGGCAUACCUAUGAUAACUGUGGUAGCGGACGGACAAUGGUCUAAACGAAGCUACCGAACUAAGUACGACGCAUUGUCCGGUGUAGUAUCAUUUUUAAGUGACUAG
Aphis gossypii (cotton aphid) is the source of this 3527-nucleotide messenger RNA. Its product is annotated as E3 SUMO-protein ligase ZBED1-like. The transcript is spliced from 7 exons. The record is from RefSeq and is a predicted model, not a curated record. Gene Ontology annotation, molecular function: protein dimerization activity. NCBI's taxonomy places the organism in Eukaryota, Metazoa, Arthropoda, Insecta, Hemiptera, Aphididae. Bases 1161 to 3527 code for a protein of 788 amino acids.